CUUUGUUUUUUAUUUAAGGAGAAGUGGAACUCUACGGAAAAAAGGUGUCGAUUUGUUUACCAAGUUCAUCAUGUGACGGGAGGUGUGGCUCUCUGUUGGAUGAAACCAGUACGUGUAGUUGUGAUGCUGAAUGUACAAUAUUUGGGGACUGCUGCUACGAUUCUGACAAAUGCCAGUUAGUAUCUCAAAACAAGACAACGCUACAUCCCAAAUCAACACUAGCCAUCAAACAGACUGAAUGUUUUAAUACCGAUCCAGAAACACCCGAGACAGGAUAUCACGUCAUUUCUACGUGUUUAGACAAAUCAACUGACGAAAGAGUUUUGUUAAAAUGUGAACAACCGGACUCACGUUACAUUAUACAGCAAGUCCCUGUAACUGAUUCUCGUGGAAGUGUAUAUCGAAAUAUUUAUUGCGCAGCUUGCGACGGCAUCCAGGUAACAGACCUAUUUGCUUGGCGUAUGACUGCGUCCUGUGAUACAGAUGAACUUCAGCGUACGGUUGACGCCGAAGAAACUGGGUCUGGCACGAGUGCCACUCCAACAAAUAUUCCACAAAAGACGUUGUAUGACAAACUAGGAAAAGACGUGUUUUGUCGGUCAUACAAAUACACACCCCCAAAAGACAGAAAACCUCCCCGAAUCUGUCAUAGGUUACGGAAAGUGUGUCCUGAACAUUAUGGGAAUGAAGAAAUUAAAAUCGGAUGUGCUGCUUAUUCAGCUACGGUGUUUGUUACUGAUACUGCAUAUAAGAAUCCACAUUGUGUCAUCUGUAACGGAUACCAUAAUUCAUACAGUUGUGAGAAACUUGAUGAGCCAAAUUUGCAACCUCGUCCACAAGGUCCACCCGGUUCCCCUGGCCCACAUGGUCCAUCUGGGCCACAGGGUCCCUCAGGUCCAUCUGGCCCAAAUGCUCGACCUGGUCCAUCUGGACCACAAGGUCGACCUGGUCCAUCUGGCCCGCAGGGUCCACCUGGUGAACCGGGCCCAACAGGUCCCCAUUAUACAACAUUAGACAUACUCGUCAACUUUGCUGACGGAAAAAUCAGCUUACAAUCAGAAUACCAUACGUACACAGAGAGUCCUUUAGAUUGUGGUAUAGGUAAAGUUUAUAAUUACAUCAUGGAAGAAUGCAUAGACCUGCAAUGUGACGUUGGCUAUACCCUAUCUGGAUCAACAUGCGUUGUCAGCCUCGACCCAGUGAAGGAGACUCCCAGUGAAUGUAGUUACAAACCUCCUUUGAUCUCUAGUGAAAUGUUCUGCUUGUGUCAAACUGACGAGCAGUUUGUAAGUAUAACAUAUCUGACGAACGAUAACACGUCCACAUCAAAUAGUUUAAAAGAGCAUGUGAUAGGAAGUACAUCCGGAACCAAUAUUACUGUUUCUAACCAGUCGGUUAAGCAUUUUCCAGAUAACAGUGGUCUAUUUCAUGUUACAUUUGCGACAACUGAGUGCCAAGAAGUCGCCUACUUGUCAUCAGUUGUUAGCAAAUGGCUUUACACAGACGACACAGGGAUUUCAUUGUUGAAUUACGUAGCAUUCGUACAUCAGUGUUGGAACAGUACGAAUGCAUUUAGGAAUGCCAAUUGUGAAAUUGAAACUAUAUCUGCUAACCAAAUAGAUGUAAUUAAUUCUAGUAGAACGAGGGUUCUCAAGAAUAAAAAUGAAUCAAUUUACGUUCCAGAUGAUGAAUACACUAUAGAAAUGAUGUACAUUAUAAAAAAUGAUUCCACAAUAUGUGUGAGUGUGACUGUGGAUUCUUGCAUAGAUUCUUCAGCAGAUUCUUGCCCACUAAUCGAACUCGAUCUCGACUCAUUUGUAAAGCACAACAAUAAUAACAAAACCCUAGUGCACGAAGCAACUGGCAAAAUGUUUCCUAUAAGUGAAUACAGUUUAACUACGAAAGGCAGCGUAUUGGUGUGUUCGUUCUUUAGUCAAACCGCAGAAACAAAUGCAACGAUCUUGUUCGUGUAUUCUGGAUCUCUACUAGCAGUGAACAUGACUGGAGUCAUCCUUUCUCUCAUCGGUUUGUUUUUCACUUUCGUAAUACGAUGUGUUUUUGAUGAGCUUCGAACCCAUUCGGGGAAGAUCAUCAUGAACUUGUCCCUAGCUCUAUUUAUCGCUCAGUUAUUGACCCUUGUCCAAGGACAUUUUGUCGGUGAUUCGAAAGCUUGUACUGCGGUUGCAGCUGUCCUUCACUACAUCUGGUUGGUAGCAUUUCUCUGGAUGAACUCAAUGGCGAUCGAUUUGUUCCGCGUCUUCCGCACACUCAAGCUUACCGCUCGAGAUGAAGAUCACAACCGGAUUAUCUACAGAAGAUACAUGAUAUAUAGCUGGUGUACUCCGGCAAUUUUCGUCUGCAUUCUCUUGGGCGUCCACUCUACCGAUUUUUCCGCAUUUUACUUUAAAUAUAGCGAUGAUUCUGUUUGCUGGAUCCGUGACGAGUUUGCAAGCCUCGUCGUUUUUGGUUUGCCGAUCGCUUUGGUUAUUAUUGUAAACCUUGUUUUAUUUAUCUUCACCAUACACGGAAUUAGGAAAGCAAAGCGUUCGACUACUCGUGUCCAGACGAAUGAAUCUAAACGAAAUAUGAUAUCAAAAGAAUUGAAGAUUUAUAUCAGGAUUUCCACUAUAAUGGGUCUCACAUGGCUGUUUGGAUUUCUUGCUUCUUUCGCCGAUCGCGUAGAAAUAUGGUACAUAUUUAUUAUACUGAAUACUUCACAAGGUCUUUUUAUCUUUAUCGCCUUCAAUGUCAAUCGAAACAUGAGGGCGACGUUUAGAAAACAUAAACAAUUACGUCACAGUACAACAACAGGAUACGGAAUGAAGACAAAGAGCAAUUCUAAUGUAACUGAUAACCAGGUUGAGCAUACAAAGAGAUCAAGCCAAAUUUAAAAAUUAAAGAACACAAAAAUGGUAGAUAAACAAUCUGGUGAAUCGGGCUUUUAUAUAUAGAAUACGUGCUAGUAAUAUAUAUUUUUAUCGAUAAAAAGGAAAUUAAAAAAAAAAAAGAAAAAAGAAAACAAACUACCAAAUGGGCGAGUGUCAUGUCCAUUAGACCAAGGAAACCUAUAGGAUAGGCCUAUACGUUAUACGUGCAGAUCCAACUCUCACGCACUUUCUCACAUGCAACUGACUGACACGCUUACACAUUGGAGCUAUAGAUAAGCUGGAAAAGCUUAUAGGUUGCAAAUUGGAAAUCAUAGUAAUUAAUAAUUUUAAAAAAAUAAUAAAUCAGGUUUAAUAUAAACGUAGUACCGUAAGCACAAUAUAAACAAAU
Molecule: messenger RNA, 3276 nt
Organism: Anneissia japonica
Lineage: Eukaryota; Metazoa; Echinodermata; Crinoidea; Comatulida; Comatulidae
Exons: 2
Coding region: 462-2891 (809 amino acids)
Biological process (GO): cell surface receptor signaling pathway; G protein-coupled receptor signaling pathway
Cellular component (GO): membrane
Molecular function (GO): G protein-coupled receptor activity
Source: RefSeq, a predicted model, not a curated record